UGUUUUCCUCUGUAUCUCCAGAAGCUACGUGCAGCUGCGCUCAUGAACCCACCGAGCCAGCGUCUAGUUUUGGGCAGAAACUUUCCGGAUCUGUGACAGCCCACGAACAUCAGAGAUGUUCUGGCCGUGGUUCCGGGUAGCAGCCCUCCUGUGGCUUUGCCACGGCUCUCUGGGAGGCUCUGGGCGGCUGUACUCGGAGGACGACCCGCUGGUGAUCCUGAGCAGCACCAGCCUGAAGACCACCGUCACUAACUCCUCCUCGGCCUGGCUGGUCCAGUUCUACUCCUCUUGGUGCGGACACUGCAUCCAGUACUCCAGCACAUGGAAGGCGCUGGCCCAUGACGUGAAAGACUGGCGCCAGGCCAUCGCUGUGGCCGUGUUGGACUGUUCUCAGGAGGAAAACUUUGACAUCUGUAAAGAGUUCAGCAUCAAGUUCUACCCAACAUUCAAGUAUUUUCGGGCUCACGGUUCACCGACAGACAAAGGGACCGUCUACAGAGGAGCCGACAGGGAGGUCCGGUCCAUCCGCCAGUUGAUGGUCAACAUCCUUCAAAACCACACCAGGCUGGACCGCCCUCAGAGAUGCCCUCGCUUAGAGCCAUACAGCUCUGCCCAGCUGCUCCCUCUGUUGGGUCAAAGGUCGGAUCAUUACACUGCCAUUAUCGUGGAGGAAUCGGAGUCAUUUGUUGGCCGGGAGGUGAUCCUGGACCUGCUGCAGUACUCAGGUGUACAGGUGAGGAGAGCUCUGAGCUCUGAGCUUCCCCUGCUGGACAUCCUGAACAUCACAGCCUUCCCAUCCAUUUACCUGCUGCAUCCUAGUGGGACACACGCUCACCUGCACAGUGAGAAGAGGCUGCGUUUCUUCUUCUCCUCCUUGCUGAGGACUCUCCCAGGUGUACAGCGCCGCAGCAGUUUCGAGGUGGCUCAGAUGGGGGCGCUGAAGGACAAACAGAACUCAGAGUGGAGGGACUUUGACAGGUCCAAGGUGUACACAGCUGACCUAGAGUCAGCGCUUCACUACCUGCUGAGGGUGGAGCUCGCCGCCCACAGCACGCUGGAGGGCGAGGAGCUAAAGGUGUUCAAAGACUUUGUCACUCUGGUUGCCAAGCUCUAUCCAGGUGGAGGCUCUGUGGUGAAGCUGAUGGAGACACUCUCUGAUUGGCUGCUCAGUCUGCCACUGCAGCAAAUCCCCUACCAAGCUGUUCUAGACCUGGUGGACAACAAAAUGAAGAUCUCAGGUGUGUUCCUGGGGGCGGAGCUUCGCUGGGUGGGUUGCCAGGGCAGCAGGCCAGGGCUUCGAGGUUACCCAUGUUCCCUGUGGACUCUGUUUCACGUUCUGACUGUUCAGCAUGAUGCUACGCCCACCGUGCUGGACAACACAGGUCUGGAGGGCAAGGCUGCUCCGGUGCUGCAGGUGAUGCGUCACUAUAUCCGGACGUUCUUUGGCUGUAAGGAAUGCGGCCAGCACUUUGAGCAGGCAGCAGCCGCCAGCAUGGAUGAGGUGAAGAGUCCAGAGGAGGAAGUCCUGUGGCUUUGGAAUCAACACAACCGGGUCAACGCCAGACUGGCUGGGUCUCUGAGUGACGACCCACUCUUUCCCAAAGCUCCAUGGCCAAGCCCCGCCCUCUGCCCCGCCUGCCACGAGGAGAAAAAUGGCGUCCAUGUGUGGAUCCAAGACAACAUCCUGCGUUUCCUGCGACAUCACUACGGCGCCUCCAACCUGUCCCUUAGGUACUCCCUGGUUCCCCCACACCUCCCUGAUGCUCCUGGUCUCCUCCAGACCAGACAGACUCAGGAGGAGCAUCCAGCUGCAGGUGGAGGGAGGAAGGCUGAGGAGCAGCAAGGCCCUCAACCCGAACAGCCGGCUCAGAAGGAGAAAGAAAAGAAGGAGGUUCUGGGCACAGGAAGAGGUGGAGUGUGGAUUCUGGGUCUGGGCUUCAACAGCAUCGACAUGAGUCUGUGCGUGGUUCUGUACGUCAGCUCCUGCCUCUUCCUGAUGCUCCUGUUCUUCUUUUUCAAAGUCCGAUCCCGGAGGUGGAAACUCCGACACUCCCGGCUCUACGUUUGAUCCAGAACAGAUCGGAUCUGUCUUCAUCUCAUCUUUAAAAUGGAUCAAACAUUGUUGAGGGUGUCUGAAUCGGUGUCUUAGCAAUUGAUCGUCCCGGUUCUGGAUCCAGGGUUGUUUUUUUUUCAGACGGUUCUGUGAGGAAACCAUCUCAGAUUAAUGAGCGUUGUUGAACUUCUCCCAUCCUCCUGGAAGCAGCGAAUGAAACAUGUGGUCAGUCUAUAGGACCCCACCAGCACUGAACCGGCUCACAACUGGACCUGAUCAGAUUGGUUCUGGAUGUUUUAGUGACUGAAGAUGUUCAAUUUGUUUCUGUUAUUUAUUUUAUACUGUGAAACUUUUUUCUUAACACGUCAGACAUGAACUGGACUCUGUUCCUUCCCAGAGUAGAAGACAUGAUAUUAGACCAGCAGAACCCUGAAUCUGAACUGGACCCGAACUGUGUGCCAUAUGUUUAACCUGCUGAUACCCACAUCCACUCAGGCCUGACCCACAGUCCUGCUGCUUUUUGUGAGGACUGGUUCCAGGACUGUGAAGAUGGACCUCUGUUUGACAUUGACUUCAGUGGAUGAGCUCAGUUUGGUUUGAGGGUCAGGGGUAGAACCAGGACAACAUCACGUUGUUCUGGUCUUUUAAACACUGGUUCUGAAUCAUGGUCUGAGGAAAGCAGAACAACGAGAAUGUAUGUGAGAUGAUUAUUGAUGAAAACAUGGACCUUGGACUUGAUGAACUUCUUCUUUCCGUCCAUCCUCUGGUAUUCUGGUAGAUUUGGCGCCACCUGGUGGUCACCAGCUCGGUAAAAUAAAAGCUUUUGUUUUCCCAGCUGAAGAUAAAGAUGUAGAUAGACUGAUUCUGAUGCUUGUUUACAUCAUCGUACAGAUGUGGAAAUGUUGUUUAUUGGUCCGUUGAGGGGAGUUUAUUUCCGGUCCUGUAGGUGGCGUGCUUGAGUCGGGUCAGGUGUGACGAGUUUCUGCAGGUAAACUCAUGGUUUUAGAUGUUUUCUGCUUGAUGGUUCUCCAGCUGUUUUUGAGCUGUGAAUCUGUUUGAACUGUUUCUCUACUCAGUAUUUCUUUCAGAUUGUAUUUUUCUGAUUAAUAAUGUGUGAAUAAAUGUUGCUGCGGCACUCGCAGAGAACUGAG
This is a messenger RNA of Girardinichthys multiradiatus, 3204 nucleotides long. It is a transcript of the gene qsox2, whose product is annotated as quiescin Q6 sulfhydryl oxidase 2. The transcript has 12 exons. The record is from RefSeq and is a predicted model, not a curated record. Gene Ontology annotation, cellular component: Golgi membrane. Gene Ontology annotation, biological process: protein folding. Gene Ontology annotation, molecular function: flavin-dependent sulfhydryl oxidase activity; protein disulfide isomerase activity. NCBI's taxonomy places the organism in Eukaryota, Metazoa, Chordata, Actinopteri, Cyprinodontiformes, Goodeidae. The coding region runs from base 116 to 2068 and encodes 650 amino acids.